AGUCGUGUACAUUUGAACAUAUUUUGUCCAGUUGUAAAAGAAGACGAGGAAGAGAUAUGGCGGGACAUGAACACAGGGAUGGCUGGUAACAUGAUGAGUGUUUAGGGUACACCUGGACGUUUAGAGAAAUGGAUGUAAAUCUUAACUGAAUGGGGUAACCAUGUUUUCUUAGCAUUUGGUUAUCAUUAGUCAUUAGUCCUGAGUGUAGCAGGAUGCCUUCUCUUACUUUAAGAGGAGUUACUGUGGAUUUUCCCUUUACUCCAUAUCCAUGCCAGACGGAUUAUAUGAGCAAAGUGAUUGAGUGCCUGCAAAAUAAAGUAAAUGGAGUUCUUGAGAGUCCAACUGGCACAGGGAAAACCCUGUGCUUGCUUUGUGCUGCGCUUGGCUGGAGGGCUUAUUUCAAAGACUCCAUAUCCGCCCGCAAGAUUGCAGAGAGAAUGGGAGGUGCUGAGCUUUUUCCUGACAGGUCGAUGUCAUCUUGGGGAACAGCAGCAACUGACGGAGAAACACCAGCAUAUUACACAGACAUUCCCAAAAUCAUCUACGCAUCGAGGACACAUUCUCAGUUGACCCAGGUCAUCAGCGAGCUCAAGAACACAUCCUACAGGCCGAAGAUUUGCGUUCUGGGCUCCAGAGAACAACUGUGUAUCAACCAAGAAGUAAUGAAGCAAGAAAGCAACCAUGUCAAGGUCCAUAUGUGCCGAGCAAAAGUGUCGUCCCGCUCUUGUGUCUUCUACAAUAAUGUUGAUGAGAAGAGUACCGACAAGGACAUCAUAAACUCUAUCCUGGACGUUGAAGAUCUUGUGAAAACUGGGAAAAAGGAAAGGGUGUGUCCAUAUUAUCUGUCUCGCUCUCUGAAGCAGCAUGCCGACCUCAUAUUCAUGCCCUACAACUACCUCCUUGAUCCAAAGAGUCGUCGAGCACACAACAUAGAGCUUAAAGGAGCCGUUGUCAUAUUUGAUGAAGCACAUAAUGUGGAGAAGAUGUGUGAAGAAUCUACCUCGUUUGACCUGACUCCUUACGAUUUGACUACAGCCAUUGAUGCUGUAGACAAGCUUUUGAGGGAGCAGGCCUCAGAUAUUGGCAAAGGAGAAUCUUCAGAAGAUUUCAAUGCUGAAUCUUUAAACUCAGGUCUGAACCUGGACAUCACCACUAUUGCUAAAAUAAAACAAAUUUUAAUGGACCUGGAGAUUGCCAUAAAUAGCUUUGAGAUGCCUUACAAUAACCAGGGGAUUACCAAGCCUGGCAGUUUUAUUUAUGAGCUUUUGCAAAAGGCCCACGUAAACUACGACACUAAAACCGCAGUUGUGGAGGCGAUGGAGCAGAUCACAGGAUAUUUAGCAGGAAAGCCUGGUAUCUUCCUCAACACCAGUGGACUGCAGAAAGUCGCAGAUAUAAUACAAUUGGUGUUUGCAGUUGAACCUGCAGAGGGCGGUAUGCAAUCACACAAGGGGAACAGCAUGCAGCAGUUUAAGGUACACAUUCAUCCAGACACUAGCAAUUUCAAGAAAAAGCAGAGCACUGAUCUGUGGGCGUCCUCUUCUACAAGGAAACAAGGGAAUGUGCUGAGUUACUGGUGUUUCUCCCCGGGAUUCAGCAUGCAAGAUCUCCUCAGGCAGGAAGUGCGCUGCAUCAUCCUGACUAGUGGCACCCUGUCACCCCUGUCAUCCUUCACCUGCGAAAUGCAGAUCCCCUUUCCUGUGUGUCUGGAGAACCCUCAUGUCAUUCAGAAGGACCAGAUCUUUGUCAGCAUUAUUGACAAAGGACCGGACGGCGUGCAGCUCAGCGCAGCCUUCGACAGGAGGUUUGUUCCUGAGAACAUGGCAUCAUUAGGAAACACUAUUGUAAAUUUGAGUCGAGUGGUUCCUCAUGGCCUGCUAGUGUUUUUCCCUUCGUACCCGGUGUUGGAUAAGACGCUUGAAUAUUGGAAGGCUAGCGGUCAUGUAGACCGCAUUGAGUCAAUGAAGCCCAUGUUUGUGGAACCCAAAGGAAAAGGUACCUUUACAGAGGUUAUGGAUGGCUUUUAUGACAAGGUAAAUGACUCCAAGGCAAACGGAGGAAGCUUCUUUGCUGUAUGUAGAGGAAAGGUGAGUGAAGGGUUGGACUUUGCAGACACGUAUGGCCGUGGAGUGAUCAUCACUGGCCUUCCCUAUCCUCCGAGAAUGGACCCCAGGGUGGUGCUGAAGAUGCAGUAUUUGGAUGAGAUGUGCAAAAACAAAACCAGCGGUGUAAAGUAUCUGUCUGGGAACGAGUGGUACAGGCAGCAGGCCUCCCGCGCUGUGAACCAAGCUAUCGGUAGAGUGAUCCGCCACCGCGAGGAUUACGGUGCCAUCUUUCUUUGUGACUACAGGUUCAAAAAUUUGGAUGUACGACAGCAGCUCCCUUCUUGGGUCAGACCUUACGUUCGAACGUAUGAAAACUUUGGCACCGUGGUCCGUGAUGCUGCACAGUUUUUCCGGGUUGCACAAAAGCUUAGGCCUGUGCCAGAGAAGAAGAUGAAAGGUACAGGGUGUGAGAGCCAGACAGCUAAAGCCACCAGCCAGUCAAGUCCAGGGUGCAGUCGUUCAGCUCAGAGUGCCUGGGAGUGCAGUUCCUCUCUCAAAGCCAAAGUGUUCGACUCUCAUGUGCCAAGUCUAAAGAGGAGGAAACUGGGCGAGCACUCGGAGAGAGAUGGGACAGCCAGGCUUUGCAUCCAGUACGAGAUGGAGAUGAGUUCCAGUAAGAACAGACCCAUGAGCCUGCUUGAUGCUCUGGAUGAAAGCGACCCUAAUCGAGAUGAGGAUGAUACCUUUGUUGGGGAGGAGAAGGCCAGCCGUUUGUCCACAUUAUCUCUACAACAUGAUAAGCGCAUGGAUGAUGAAUCGAGGGGAGGGAAACGCAAAAUCAGAGUAGUGCAAGACCGGAAACCCAUAGACUCCAGCGCAGCAGGCAAAGGCAAGGCCUUUAUGCUGGAGCUGAAGAGAAGUUUAAGUCUGGAGAGCUUCACGCAGAUCAUGCAUGCACUUCAGGUGUACAAGGCCACAGAUAACCUCAAUGACCUUGUGGCAAAAGCAGCAGACCUUCUCAUACAAGAUCCCAACACACACAUCCUGCUGAGAGGACUCUACCAGUUUGUUCGGCCACACCACAAGAAGCAGUUUGAUGAGAAGUGUGAGCUCCUUACAGGCAAAGGCUGUGGUUACAAACCUGAGCACUCACUCUCUAGGGAGGAGAGAGCAUUACUCAUGAAACAAACAGCCAAAGUGGAGACUUCUGAAAUGUGCACAACCACUCAACUAGACUCAAGCAGGCAGCUCAAUCAAGGUGGAUCUCAUCUGGGAACGCAUAAUUUGUGUGGAAUGGAUGCAAGUGGGAAGGAUCAGAAGCUACAACAGUCAGGCAAAGAGAGUCAAUUCAGUGCUUCCCUGCUGUCUGAUAUAAAAAAGGCUAUUGGUGCUGAGAAGACAAAUCAGCUUUUUGUAGCGUUGCAAACGUACAAGAAAACUAAUGAUUAUGAACAGAUGGUAUCAACAGUUGUGGGGUUGCUGACUGAGCGUGAUGAAGACAUUAUUCUUCUAAAACGCUUAACAGCUUUCAUUCCAGCUCCCCAUCGUCAGCAGUUCUCUGAGAUGUUAAUAUCCUUGACUGGGAGUGUUUCAAUGCCUUGCCAGGAUUCAGAUGAGGUUUCUAGUCCCCCAAUUUCAGUUUCACAGCUCUGUGCAGGAAAAUCACAAAGCAAGAUAUCGUCCUUCUUCUCCUGACUUGGGAAAUCUCACAAGCUGCUACUCCAUUCAUGUGGGAUUGUUUUCUUUGAAGCAGAGGAAGACGAAGCCGAGCAGUCCGAUCUUCACUUGGAUCAUACUUGACAUUUGUCAAGAAUGUGACUAAAACAAUUAAAUUUAUAAUCGUGCUUUGACAACUAUAUUUUAAUACAUACAAUUGUGGUAUUGUUUUUCAAAGAUAAAUUAAAAAUAUUUAGUUA
Pangasianodon hypophthalmus (striped catfish) is the source of this 3961-nucleotide messenger RNA. RefSeq names its product regulator of telomere elongation helicase 1 (gene rtel1). Lineage: Eukaryota; Metazoa; Chordata; Actinopteri; Siluriformes; Pangasiidae. Bases 213 to 3740 code for a protein of 1175 amino acids. Gene Ontology annotation, cellular component: nucleus. The transcript has 33 exons. The record is from RefSeq and is a predicted model, not a curated record. Gene Ontology annotation, molecular function: DNA helicase activity; DNA polymerase binding; ATP binding. Gene Ontology annotation, biological process: DNA recombination; DNA repair; DNA replication.